Racocetra fulgida is the source of this 532-nucleotide messenger RNA. NCBI's taxonomy places the organism in Eukaryota, Fungi, Glomeromycota, Glomeromycetes, Diversisporales, Gigasporaceae. The record is from the annotation of a GenBank genome assembly.
CUAAUCCAGAUACACUUCUGUCUCGUUUUUAUGGCCUUCACCGAGUAAAAUUACCACGUGGUCCAAAAAUUCAUUUCGUGGUGAUGAACAAUAUUUUCCCACCACACCGAGAUAUACAUGAAAUUUAUGACUUAAAGGGUUCAACUGUUGGACGUGAAACUAAAGUUACAAACAAUCACAAUCCACGCACGGUACUUAAAGACCUUAAUUGGAUAAAUAGUGAGCAACAUUUGGAAUUAGGUCCUGCGAAACGAACGUUUUUUGUUGAACAACUGGAAAAGGAUGUCAAUUUGCUUCAAAAAUUGAAUAUCAUGGAUUACAGUCUUCUAGUUGGAUUGCAUGAUACCUCUCGUGGAAAUAGGGAUAAUAUUCGUGAAGAUUUCUUUGUAUUUCAACCUGAUACUAAGAAAAUCGAACGUACUCCUUCAAGUCAUAAACGAGAAAGCAAAGCAUCGAAAUUGCGUAGAGCAGUAGGUGAAGCCGAUCCGGUAAAAUUAGGCCCGUCAACCACCAAGCUAGUUCUGAAUAACGA